Serinus canaria (Common canary) is the source of this 888-nucleotide messenger RNA. It is a transcript of the gene PTPMT1, whose product is annotated as protein tyrosine phosphatase mitochondrial 1. Gene Ontology annotation, molecular function: phosphatidylinositol-4,5-bisphosphate 5-phosphatase activity; protein tyrosine/serine/threonine phosphatase activity; phosphatidylglycerophosphatase activity. Lineage: Eukaryota; Metazoa; Chordata; Aves; Passeriformes; Fringillidae. Bases 135 to 710 code for a protein of 191 amino acids. The record is from RefSeq and is a predicted model, not a curated record. The transcript has 4 exons. Gene Ontology annotation, biological process: protein dephosphorylation.
CCCCGCCGAGCGCCUCCCGCCCGCGACCCGACCCCGCCGCGGGUGUCCCCUCUGGUGACGCUCAGUACGCGCGUCCGCGGCGCUCCCCCGCCCGUCGGCCCAGCCCGACCCGGAGCGGCGCGGUCCCAGCGCGCAUGGGGGUGGUGGAGGCGCUGGGCGCCGGCGCGGCGCGGCUUCUCUUCUACCCGUCGCUGCUGUACACGGUGGCGCGGGCGCGGCUGCCCGGGUCCCGCCGGCCCUGGUUCCACCGCAUCGACGAGGUCGUGCUGCUCGGGGCGCUGCCGCUGCGGGGGCGCAUCAGCAGGCUGGUGGCGGAGGAGAACGUGCGCGGCGUGGUCACCCUCACCGAGGACUACGAGACCCGGUUCCUCUGUUUUUCUCCCCAGGAAUGGGAGGCAAUGGGAGUGGAGCAACUGCGUCUUAGCACUGUGGAUCUAACUGGAGUCCCCACCUUGGAAAACCUGCACAAGGGCGUGGAGUUCAUCCUGAGACACAGGGCCAGUGGUAACAGUGUCUAUGUGCACUGCAAGGCAGGACGUUCCCGCAGUGCCACCAUGGUGGCAGCAUACUUAAUUCAGCUGCAUCACUGGAGCCCUCAGGAAGCAAUAGAGGCCAUUGCCAAGAUUCGUCCCCACAUCCUCAUUCGACACAAGCAAGUCCAGGUCCUGGAGAAAUUUCACAGGAACAUGAUCACUGGGACAACUGCAUAACUUAGUAAAAACGAAUCAAAAUCAGAAGCAAAAUCCUCAUUUCAGCUGCUAUAAAAAAAAGGUUUUAUGAUCUAACAAAAGCUUAAGGGUUUUCGUUCUUGACAGUCAAUAAAGAACAUUUUAUAGUAAAGGGGAAAUAGGGCUGUUUCAUUAAAGAUUUCUUUCCUUAUGGCUAAUA